This is a messenger RNA of Chelonus insularis, 4218 nucleotides long. Its product is annotated as trissin receptor-like. Gene Ontology annotation, cellular component: plasma membrane. The record is from RefSeq and is a predicted model, not a curated record. Gene Ontology annotation, biological process: G protein-coupled receptor signaling pathway. Lineage: Eukaryota; Metazoa; Arthropoda; Insecta; Hymenoptera; Braconidae. The transcript is spliced from 4 exons. Gene Ontology annotation, molecular function: neuropeptide Y receptor activity. Bases 1020 to 2348 code for a protein of 442 amino acids.
UCUGUAUGUGAAUGUUAGAGAGAGGUAAGAGAUGGAAAACGCAUGCGCGUAGUCAAAGUUUCCCUCGAAAUAGAUUGAGUUAGCAUGCGGAGAUCACAGUGCCGCGUGAAACGGCGAACCCAAUGCAAGGCUGGUCCUGUGAAAAAUGUCAUUCAGAUCAAACAGAAAUUUCGAUAAUUCUUAUUGAGUAAGAAUUCAUAAGAUUUAUUAUUUCAUUAUUUUUUUACAUUAAAAAUUCAUUGAAUUUUUUCACUUUAAAUUUUCUAUGUAAUGUGCCAGCGAAUAUAUUUUUUAACGAAUUGCUUUUUUGAUUUUUUUUUGUUUAUAAAAACUGCAAGAAGUGAAAAUGUUUUGUUACAUCGUGGGAACUGAUCAUAUUGGAUCAAGAUAUGUUGAAGGGUUUAAAAGUAUGUCAAUUCAGAAACAUUGAUUGAUUAUUAAAGACUUGCAUAGUAUUAAGAAAUUUAAGUGUCGACGGAAUGUUGAACGUGUGCCAAAGCUCUGUAUACUUAUUUUACAAGGUGUUUGUUCAUCUUCAGCAUCAAGUUCUGAAACUAACCAGUUUCAUGUGAAAAAAAAGUUUUAUCUUUUUUAAUAUCUGCUAAAUGAUAAGUAAUUAACUUAAAAUAUGAUCCAUUCAUAAAAAAAAUAAUUACAAAUAAAAUUAAAAAAAAAAGCUCAAAUAAACGAAAUUAGUGUAUUGAAUUUAAUCUACCUAGAAUAUAGUCAAAAUAAACAUAGUAGCCAGUGCAUGAAAAACAACGAAUAAUUAUAAUGAACUCGACAAUAAUUGCAAUACUGUGCUGUAUUGUUUAUUAAAAAAUAAAUGUACCACAUUCAGAGAGAACUGAAUAAUAAAUUUUAAAAAAUAGUACGAACAUUCAGUAAACUGAAGUGCAUAGUGAAUAUUUUGUAAAGUCAAGUGAAAAAUGAAUAAGCAAAGUGCAAAUACAAUUUUAAAUAUUUGCUCAGAAGAUUUUUAAAUUAUUUGAAUUAAACCACAUAAUUGAAGAAACGAAAUGUCAACGAAUGUCGAUGUUAUUUGGCCUAGAGAACCUUUUGAGGAAUCAACGACACAUGUAAUGCAUGGACAUAACAGUUCCACUAUUUUCAGAAUGCUUCAAGAACGUGAAAUGUUUGGCAGAAAUGAUACCAUCAAUGACUUCAACGAAAGUUACAGGUUCUUUUCCAAUUCAACAAACUAUGAAACCUACACUUUUGACAGGACUGACAUCAAAGUCAUCUUCAUCACGCUCUACUCAAUAGUCUUUUUCUUCUGUUUUUUUGGUAAUUUAAUGGUUAUCUUCGUGGUCAUGUUCUCUCGAAAAAUGAGAGGAAUAACAAACUUCUUCCUGGCAAAUUUGGCAGUGGCUGAUCUUUGUGUGGGGAUAUUUUGUGUUUACCAAACUCUGACAAAUUAUCUAAUGAGCAGUUGGCCUUUGGGUGAUUUCCUGUGUAAAGCUUACAUGUUUGUGUACGCUCUUUCUUACACUGCAAGUAUCAUGAUACUAGUGCUGGUGUGUGUGGAACGAUAUCUGGCGAUAAUUCAUCCAAUAAAAUGCAAAUCAAUGCUCACAAGAAGCCGACUGAGGGCAAUAGUAGUAAUUGUUUGGAUUCUCGCAGCAGUUUAUGCUUCCCCGAGAUUCGUUUAUGUUGAAACAAUCAGUAAUGUGCUGAAUUCUGGAACUGUUGACAUCAUUUGUGCAGCAAACAUGGAGAAACAUAAUAAAAAGGUUCUAGAUGCCAUCAAUUUAAUCUUUCUUUAUCUUAUACCACUGUUCCUCAUGAGUUGUCUCUAUACGAGAAUUGCUGUGGGACUUUGGAAGAGCGGUGCUGCAUUUAAUGCACCGGGUCUAGUUGCCAGGACAAGAAACGGAACAGUCAAUCAUGUACGUGCUUCUAGUAGAAAUGUUCUUCGAGCACGUCGUGGAGUUAUCAGGAUGCUCAUUGCUGUAGUUGUUAUGUUUGCUGUGUGUAACCUUCCACAACAAGCACGAAUCCUCUGGCGUCACUGGGAUCCAAACUAUGAUCGUAGCUCUGAUUUUAGUACAAUUUUCACAGUUUCAACGUUCCUCAUUUCUUAUAUAAAUUCCUGUCUAAACCCACUACUGUACGCUUUCCUUUCACACAAUUUUCGCAAAGCUAUGUGCGAGUUAUUUGUUUGCCGCACUCGCAGUCAAGGCCCAGGUCUUGCUCGAGCAUUUACUGCUGGUGGUGCGGCACGCUUAGAAAGUGGCAAUAAUGCCCAUGUUCCUCAUAGCUCUGUUGUACGUUUGAGCUCAGCCCAUGACAGUCCUUGUACUACUCAUACUAUUACCAGGCAAAGCACGUACGUUAAACCUUCGUGAACUUCACUAUCCGGCCCACCGGCCGAUCUUAUUCCUCUCAGUAUCCUCAAAGAUACAGUCGACAUAUGAAAUACGUAUUUACAAUACACAGGAAAUAAAUACUGUGGAUUUAAUUAUGCAGUAAGAAUGUUGAAAACGGUCCUUUAGUUUGGACAAAAAUCAUUUUUAUGAUCUAUAAGGAUGUCAGAAAAUUACGUGACUCAGUUUUCUUUAAAAAAUAUGUUAAAAAAAUAGGAUUCGUACUGUAUACAGUACAUUUAUGAAGAUCUGUAAAAUUUAAGUGAUUCAAUAUAUUUUUAUUUCUACAUGUGCGAUAUUGAUUAAUAUUUAUUAAUGUCUCGUGUAAGAACUCUCUCUAACUUAACGUGAAUUUGGUUGAUCCAAAAAAAUAUUAAAAUAUUGCUGGCAAUAUAUUAAUUUGAUAGAUUAAUGUUAUUUAAAAUAUUUAGUAUUCAUGAUGCAUUUGAAAAUAAAAAUAAGAUUAUUAUUAUUAUGCAUAUAUGAAAAUGUGUUCAUUUCCAGGAUGUAAGUGUUGAAAAAUUUCCAAAUUUGUUUCAUAAAAGCACGAUAUAUCUAUAUAAAAUCGCAUGUACUUAAAAAGCCAGUAGAAUUAAAAAAUAAUUAAGAAGAUAAACACUUGUGUAAAUGUGGACCGUUUUUAACAAUUGUGUGCAUUAAAUUUUUUGCUGUGUGUGAAAUUAUUGGUACAAUAAUGAUACCAAGAUAUCUAGUAUUCACAUGUGAUCAUAGCAAAAUAUUUGCCUCUCAUAAAAAGUCAAUCUACCUCUCAUAAAAAGUCAAAGCAACAAUGGAUCGUUUGAUAAAGUUAAACAUUUUUAUAAUCCUAACCCCCUUAUCCAAGCAUCUUAGCUCACAUAUCAUCUUGCAACAAAGUUUAUGUCAAGAUUGUAUUAUUCGACGCAGUUUUGAUAGGGUGUCAGGAUAAAACUUAAUAAAUUAUCAUGAUGAAAAAUAUCUUCAACCUUCCCAAUGACCUUUAUUCACCGGCGGGCAACUUUUCUUUCCUAAAAAACAUCAACUGUAGUCGAGAGUGUAACAAUACUACUAAAGUCCUCCCUCAAAAGGUGAAUGGGACUCGAUGAAUUGUACCAGACGUUUUUUAUUUUUCCUUUUUUUGCUGAAUAAAGCGUGCUUCUUGUUCUUAGAUUCAUUGCUUUGCACGCACAUCAACAAAGAACAAUCUUGACUGACGGCAGUGACGAUUUUUCUUUUUCAUUCCAUUAAAUGUCUUAUUGUUAGUUAAAAAAUUUUGCCAUUUACUUAAUAUUCCAUUUACACGUAUUAAAAAUUGAUGCUUUAAAUAGAGAAUAUUUAUACUAAAGAAAUACAUGAGCAAUAAAUGAUUAGUUAACUAUAUUAUUUGUUUAUUAGUUUUUUUAGCAAAUCUGUUUCACUAAUUAAUUAUUGCUCAUUUAUUAACUCAGAGCUAUUUUUAUGGUACUAUUUAGAGCUUAAUACAAAUCUACAGAGUAAACUUUAUCAAUGUUAAACUAAAUUAAAUGUAAAUAUUUUAUUUACAUUUAAUUAUGAUGAUGAUGGUAUACAUAGAUGUUUGAAGGAUGAGAAGCUUCUUAAGGAGUGACAUACACCUGGAAAAGUUGAUAAAUACAUUUCCUUGCAUUAAAUGUUUUGCAAUUAUUUUUUAAUCCAUUUUUUCAUAUUACAAAUACUAUUAUCAAACAUUAAAAAAGACAAUAGUUAUUGUGCAAUGUAUAUUUUUUCAUGUUCUGGGUGUAUAUAUUCCUUAAAAUUGAAUUAUCUAUGUUUUUCGACAAUUUAAUAUUGCAAAUAAAUCGAAGCUUUCAAUAUUUUACUAUCUAGUUGAAAAUACUCAUUAAUGCUAAUUAUA